ACGUUCAUAACCCCCCAAGCUGCUAUCCCCGGCUGCCCUGCUCCAAUUCUCCUUGUUCCUCCCUCCUUCGCUCCCAUUUCCUUUUCCCAUCCCCUGGGGGGGGAGACGCUCGGGUCCCUCCCUACAAUGGGCAGGGCCGCUCUCAGUUUCCUGCAGCCGAUACAUUGGAGCACAGGGAUUCCAGCCGCGGAAAAUACCAAGCACCGGAGAGGGGAGCCUGCGGGGAGGCGCUGACCCUUCCCCACUGCAGACACAAGCGGAUCCCCCUGUAUUGUUCGGCGGUUCGGUGCGAGUGGAAGGCAGCGCCCUGGCUCAGAAGGGGAUCCCCUCCUCUCCCCUGAGGAUGUCUCGGAAGGUGCAGAGAGGCGAGGUGUGUGCAGACUGCAGCGCUCCAGAUCCUGGGUGGGCCUCUAUAAAUCGUGGCGUUCUGAUCUGUGAUGAGUGUUGUAGUGUGCACCGAAGCUUGGGGAGACAUAUCUCCAUUGUGAAACAUCUCCGGCACAGUACAUGGCCAUCGUCUCUCUUGCAGAUGGUGCACACUUUGGCCAGUAAUGGUGCCAACUCCAUUUGGGAGCACUCACUUCUGGAUCCAGCCCAGGUACAGAGCGGUCGACGUAAAGCCAACCCCCAGGACAAAUUACACCCCACAAAGUCCGAGUUCAUUCGUGCCAAGUAUCAGAUGCUAGCGUUUGUACAUAAGCUACCAUGUCGGGAUGACGAUGGCGUGACGGCUAAAGAUCUGAGCAAGCAACUUCACUCCAGCGUGAGGACUGGGAACCUGGAAACCUGCUUGCGGCUGCUAUCUCUCGGGGCUCAGGCCAAUUUCUUCCACCCGGACAAAGGAACCACCCCAUUGCAUGUUGCAGCCAAGGCUGGACAAAUCCUUCAGGCAGAGCUGUUAGUGGUCUAUGGAGCAGAUCCUGGGGCACCGGAUGUGAAUGGCAGGACACCCAUUGAUUAUGGCAGGCAGGCUGGUCAUCAUGAUCUGGCAGACCGAUUGGUGGAGUGUCAGUAUGAACUGACGGAUAGGUUGGCCUUUUACCUUUGUGGACGCAAACCAGAUCAUAAAAAUGGUCAUUACAUUAUCCCCCAGAUGGCUGACAGAACCCGGCCUCGAGGUGCGCCUCAGAGUUUGGACCUGUCGGAGCUUGCAAAAGCAGCAAAGAAAAAGCUACAAGCACUCAGUAACCGGCUGUUUGAGGAGCUCGCUAUGGAUGUCUAUGAUGAAGUUGACAGAAGAGAAAAUGAUGCAGUUUGGCUGACCACACAGAACCACAGCACUUUGGUCACGGAACGCAGUGCUGUCCCCUUUCUUCCAGUUAACCCUGAGUAUUCAGCCACAAGGAAUCAGGGGCGCCAAAAGCUGGCACGAUUCAAUGCACGGGAAUUUGCUACUCUGAUCAUAGACAUCCUAAGCGAGGCCAAGAGGCGACAGCAAGGAAAGACCCCCGUAAUCCCCACAGACAAUCUAGACUACUCAUUCCGGAAUGCGAAUGACUGCGAUGACCAGCAUGACUAUGAUAGUGUAGCAUCAGAUGAAGACACCGACCAGGAGGUGCUCAGGAACUCCAGAAACAACAGAGCAAGGAGUAUGGACUCCUCAGACCUGUCAGACGGCCCCAUCACGCUCCAAGAGUACUUAGAAGUUAAAAAAGCACUUGCGACAUCAGACGCCAAAGUGCAGCAACUGAUGAAGGUGAAUAACAAUCUGAGUGAGGAGCUGCGUCGGCUGCAGAGGGAGAUCCAAAAGCUACAAUCAGAGAACACACAAAUUAGACAUCAGACAGGUCCUUCACCUCCACCACCUGCAAACCCUGACCGGACUGAACACCCCGUGUCCGCUGCCCACCAACGGGUCCGCCAGGCGUUUUCUAUGUAUGAGCCGGGCUCUGCACUCAAGCCUUUUGGGCAGUCCACAGAUGAACUAAGUAACAGACUGCAGCCUUUUCACUCUGGGAUCCGGAAAGGCAUUUCUGCCUCUUCUGUGCCCUUUCCCCCCUUGUCUUCCCCUCUGUUCUCUGGACCCCCGGACACUGGCCGGAACAUGCCUACAAAACCGGAGCGGCAUGGCAGCGGCACAGACAGUGACUAUGAUAAUACGCAGAGCACAGAAACCAGCAGCGGGCUCGAUGGCAGGCGGUACCUGGAUGUGUCCCGGGAUGAGGAUCCCCACACGGAGGCUGAAGAUGUGGAACUGGAGUUAGACCCUGCCCUGCCCAGCACAGAGGAUGUGAUCCUUCGAACAGAGCAAGUUACCAAAAACAUCCAGGAGCUGCUGCGGGCUGCACAGGAGUUCAAGCACGACAGCUUUGUCCCUUGCUCGGAAAAGAUUCACUCAGCAGUAACGGAGAUGGCAUCUCUCUUCCCCAAGAAACCUGCCCUGGAGACAGUGCGAUCAUCACUGCGGCUACUGAACGCUAGCGCCUACCGACUGCAAAGUGAGUGCCGCAAAACCAUCCCGCCAGAACCUGGGGCCUCUGUGGACUUCCAACUUCUGACACAGCAGGUCAUCCAGUGCGCUUAUGACAUCGCAAAAGCUGCCAAACAGCUGGUCACCAUCACCACCCGCGAGAAGAAGCAGUGACCACUCCAGCAGCCAACUGGCAUUUCCAUUUCCAAACUGUCAAUUUGCAAUCAAUUUUGCUAUCCUUUCAUAUUUCACACAUGACUCCGAGGGGCGGGCACAGCCCGUCACCCCUCUAACCCUAGGAAUUGGCUUCCUACAUUCCACAAUAGCUGGAUGAAAUGUGCAGCCCCAUAACCCCCCUGUAUAUGUGCAAUACUGACCUUGCUCUGUACCAUCCUACUGUCUGUACUCUCUGGUUGGACGUUCCUAACAAACGCUAAACGCUGAAGGAAUAUAAUGAUUGCAAUAUAAGUACAGUCCUGUGUGUUCUCCUAUUGUAAAGAUUUGGGCCUGGGUGAAAUUCUCUCCCCAUCACUAUCAUCAUAUGUAGCAGAACAGAGUAUACAGUACAAGUGGUUCUCACAGUACAGGUGGAUCAGGUUCCAUAAUGUACUUGUGUGCAACUGCAGCUAGAAUAUGUCACCCCAAGCCCCACAGAGCUGUAACCAGCGCCUUUUAUUUAAGUUUAAAGGUGCAAUCAUAGAGUUCCAGAAUAGCACAAUUUCCUUUUAUAGUCUUUCAUAUUUCCUUGUUCUGAUAGUGGUUUGAAGAGACUAAUAUGUAAUCUGUGCUGUAGGAUAUGACGCGUGUGAUUGAAGCUGUGUUGUGGGGCUGCAUAUUUUGGCACCCUUUAGCUGUGACCAGGCAGCACCCUGAGGCAGGAGGCAUCAUGACUAUGUACUAUGCAGCAAAUAGACAGCAGCUAAAGGUGCACAUUGUAUGUUCCCCAGUCUGUUUGCUCUAGAGCAGGGCCCAUGCAUAGCCUGUGUCAGGCAGCCAAUCACAUACACUUCCCUGGCACCAAGCAGGGGGCAGCACUCAUCCAUAGGUGGCAGUUACAUGCGCCAUGCUGCAAACACUAGGCAAAGCACAAGACUCAUGCUGAGCCGGACAUGCAUUCGCUCCAGCACUAGAGCAGCCAGUCCUUACCAUGCAGUGCCGCAGAUUGUUAUUAAUGUGAUCAAGGCCAAUGCUAAACAUACACUGGAAUCAAUGCGUGUGUAUAUAUAUGAAUAUAUACAUAUAAUAUUUACUAAGCAUUUUUUAUGUGAACAGUAGGGGGAUUGAUGUUGGACGACUGUUAAAUAAUUGAUAUGAUAACCACUUUAAUGUUUUACUCUAAAGAGUAGCACAACGGCAAUGCUCAGAGUGGCCAGAAAUAUAACUUGAUGUUUGCACUGACUUCUUAGGCACCCUGUGGCAGACAGGCCCCUACCCUAACCCUGCCUCCUCCCCGGAUGUCUAUGUAUCAAAAUCAUGUAUAUUAUAUAUAUAUAUAUAUAUAUAUAUAUAUAUAUUGCCUGCUGACGUGAAGUACAAUGUAAGGCUCAGUAUCCCACUGGCAGUGCUGCUCCAAUGGAUUUUAUGCUUGCCGUAUCCUUGGGGCCUGCACUUAGUGUGGGAGUCGCAACAUUUUACCUAUUGCCGUAAGUAAUGUUACCAGUGUCUGCCAUAGAUACAGCCGCUGGCAGAGACCUUACACUUCUAUUGGGUAGAAUCCACACACCAACUGAAUUUUUUUUUUUUUAAAUUAAUUUUAAACCCCCACAAGCUGACCAAUUAUUACCCUGGAAAUGACUCAUAUAAUUUGUAUCCUGAAUUUCACAUUCAGAUGAAAAAUUAUCCACUUUCAUUAGUAGAUUGGCUUUGUAGGAAUGCUUGCCUUUGCCAAAACAAGGGAUGCCAACCUGUGGCUUUUUCGCUGUAAUGGAUUGCAGCUCUUGGCAGCCAUAUUUGAUACUGGCAGAGGGCACAGGUUGCACAGUCCCGGUAUAAUGCCUUAUGGAAAUCUCUUUACACAGAAGAUGGAAAUACAUAAAAACAAAGCAGCUGUGGCGAGAUAUAGACCCUGCUGCUGCCAAGUAGAAGUCACUUAUAUUUUUGGAGAUCGUUAUGUUUUUGUAAGAAGGGGGCAAAAUAAAAAGCUAGAUUAAAUGGAAUAAGAGUGUAGAUUCCUCAAUUCUCUGUUUCUGUGUGUCACUUUCUGUGCCAAAAAACAUGCAAGCAGAUGCCCUUUUUUUUUAUUAUGGCAAGGACUAGUAACGUUGUCUUUUAUUCUAUGUUAGUGGCCAAAAGUCUAUUGCUCUUUACAGCAAAUGCCCCUUUGCAUUCUUUGGAAAGCCGUAAGGAGCUAAAUGGACUGUAAAGGACAGAAAAAGGACCUCAUACAUGAAGCCAUCUUUUCAUAUUGGCUAGAUCUUUCCGGAAUAAUGUUGCUGUUGGGUUAGCGCCGUAAGGUUAGACUAAAGGUAGUUUGGGCAUUGAAUGUGAGCAGCGGUCCUGCUGUUCCAUCCGCGCGUAUCUGCAAGCUUUGUUCUUACACAGUAGGCAAAAUGAUUGUACUUCUUACAAGAUGCUCCCAGAAGCCACUACAUGAGAGGGACCCGCUGCCACCCACUGAUCUUGCUGGGGAUUUGUAUUUUAAAAAACCUGCUGCUCAGAAUCUCUCAGCUCCCCCCUUGCCGUACUUGUUCAUACAGAUUAGUGCAAAAUGGCCGACCUUCUCCAUCCUGUUAUUUGUGAGAGCUUGGUGGUGGGUGUAAUGUAUAAAAUUGCUCAUAUUGUACAUUUGUAUCAAAUUAAACAACUAACAAUGGAA
Molecule: messenger RNA, 5225 nt
Organism: Xenopus tropicalis (tropical clawed frog)
Lineage: Eukaryota; Metazoa; Chordata; Amphibia; Anura; Pipidae
Gene: git1
Product: G protein-coupled receptor kinase interacting ArfGAP 1
Exons: 21
Coding region: 344-2584 (746 amino acids)
Biological process (GO): brain development; regulation of ARF protein signal transduction
Cellular component (GO): presynapse
Molecular function (GO): GTPase activator activity
Source: RefSeq, a predicted model, not a curated record